This is a messenger RNA of Paralichthys olivaceus (Japanese flounder), 962 nucleotides long. The record is from RefSeq and is a predicted model, not a curated record. NCBI's taxonomy places the organism in Eukaryota, Metazoa, Chordata, Actinopteri, Pleuronectiformes, Paralichthyidae.
GCUUCAAACGACGAGGACCAACAGGGGAAGGACUUCUUCCGCUACAACCCGUCCAAGGCUCGUAGCAGAACCUACGUCAACAUGCGGGAGGUGUCGGAGCGCUUCACGCUGCCCCCUGGGAAAUACCUGCUGGUCCCCACCACCUUCCAGCCGCACCACGAGGCCGACUUCCUCAUCAGGAUCUUCUCUGAGAAAAAGGCUGCAGCGCUGGAGAUGGGGAGCAACGUCGACGCCGACCUGCCAGAUCCGCCCAUGCCCAGCGCUCCAGAGGAGGAGACCGACGAGGAGAAAGGCCUGAGGAGGCUGUUUGAGCAGCUGGCCGGUGACGACGAGGCGAUCAGUGUGAACGAGCUGCAGCAGAUGCUCAACGGAGUUCUCAGCAGACGGAAAGAGAUUAAAUUUGACGGCCUGAGUCUCAGCACCUGCCACAGUAUCAUCAACCUGAUGGACGUGGACAACACCGGGAAACUGGAGUUCCAGGAGUUUAAGGUCUUCUGGGAAAAGAUGAAGAAGUGGAUCAUGCUCUUCUUGUCGUUCGACACCGAUCGCUCAGGGAAGAUGUCGUCCUACGAGCUGCGCAUCGCGCUCAAAGCUGCAGGGAUGCAACUGAACAACCAGCUCCUGCAGCUGAUCGGUUUGAGGUUUGCUGACGACAACUACGACAUUGACUUUGACGACUACCUCACCUGCAUCGUCCGCCUGGAGAACAUGUUCAGAGUUUUCCAGGCCAUGGACAAAUUCAAGAGGGGGCGUGUGAAGAUGAACAUGAUGCAGUUCCUGAUGAUGUCAAUGAACGUCUGAGGAGAGGAGAGACCAGACAGGAGCCACCAGAAGAACAAAACACAGCAGGCGGAGCUUCGAGGGCAGUGUGUCGAAUAUACACACAUUUUCUUUUUCAUGUUUCCAAUUCUAGACAUCUCCCCAUUUUUUAAAUGCCAUUAAAUACCAGUGUGGACUCGUGA